Ictidomys tridecemlineatus (thirteen-lined ground squirrel) is the source of this 1611-nucleotide messenger RNA. RefSeq names its product isocitrate dehydrogenase [NAD] subunit gamma, mitochondrial. Gene Ontology annotation, biological process: isocitrate metabolic process; tricarboxylic acid cycle. The record is from RefSeq and is a predicted model, not a curated record. Gene Ontology annotation, cellular component: mitochondrion. NCBI's taxonomy places the organism in Eukaryota, Metazoa, Chordata, Mammalia, Rodentia, Sciuridae.
AACAAGAAUUCCACCAAAAGAAGGCAGUGCUGAGCAAGAGAAAGAACCCAUUUGAGUGAACCUUGAUGUAAUGAUCAUGGCACUAAAGAUGCUAAUGGGAGCCAGUUCCUCUGUGAAGGCAAUUUUACAAACUGCAAUUUUUGGCCAUUCUUGGGAAAUACUACUCAGACCUCAGGCCCCUCUGAGGAGCUUCUGUGUGUAUCACAUAGAUCCUCCAGCAGCUAUGUAUGGUGGACGACACACGGUGACCAUGAUUCCCGGAGAUGGCGUUGGGCCUGAACUUAUGAUGCACGUCAAGUCUGUGUUUAAAUAUGCGAGUGUGCCCGUGGACUUUGAGGAAGUGCUGGUGAACUCCACGUCUAGUGAAGAGGAAGUUCACAACGCUAUCAUGGCUAUCCGUCGAAACCGUGUGGCUUUGAAGGGCAACAUCGAAACCGAUCACAACCUGCCACCUUCUUACAAAUCCCGCAACAGUAUGCUUCGCACCACCCUAGAUCUCUAUGCCAAUGUCAUUCAUUUCAAGAAUCUGCCAAACGUGCAGACCCGGCACAAGAACAUAGACAUCUUAGUUGUUCGGGAAAAUACAGAGGGCGAGUAUAGCAACCUGGAGCAUGAGAGUAGGAAAGGAGUGAUUGAGAGUCUGAAGAUCAUUACCAAGGCCAGUUCUAUGCGCAUUGCUGAAUAUGCCUUCCAGCUGGCCCAGAAGAUGGGGCGUAAAAAAGUGACAGCUGUGCACAAGGCCAACAUCAUGAAACUGGGAGAUGGACUCUUCCUCCAGUGCUGUCGUGAGGUGUCAUCCCGCUAUCCUCAGCUCAUCUUAGAAGGCAUGAUUGUGGACAAUGCUACCAUGCAGCUGGUAUCCCGACCCCAACAGUUUGAUGUCAUGGUAAUGCCCAAUCUUUAUGGCAACGUCAUUAACAAUAUCUGCACAGGGUUGGUUGGGGGGCCUGGCCUGGUACCUGGAGCCAACUAUGGUCGCUUAUAUGCAAUAUUUGAGACAGCUUCAAGGCAUACGGCCAAGAAUUUAGCUCACAAGAAUAUCGCCAACCCUACGGCCAUGCUGCUGGCAAGUUGCAUUAUGCUGGAUUACCUCAAACUCCAUUCCCAUGCCACCCGCAUUCGUACUGCAGUCUUAGAAUCCAUAGGCAAUAAAAAUAUCCAGACCCCAGACAUCGGAGGCCAGGGUACCACGUUGGACAUCAUUCACAACAUCAUGGAAAACGUUCAAGGUUUCAAGUAGAUGAUCAGUGCCUUGGAAUCUGUUAUUACCCAAAGUCCUUCCUAUCUUCCUCUUUACCCAUUCACCCGCCACACCUAAUCCUUGCCAGCAAGGCUAAUGUACAGAAUAAACCAUCUGUUCCAAUUCAGGAGAAGAAGUGCAUCAAGACUGAUUUUUCCCCAUUAAAUUAAAAUUCCAUAAACAUUGCUUAUUUAAAUUAGACAAACCUAUUGCAUUGUAAACGAUUUGUGGACAUUCUUUCUAUUUUAAUCAGUGAUUCUCACCUCUCUAUGAAUAAAUCAGAGCUGUUUGUGCAAUCCAAAGGGCUUUCCCAGGACCUAGUGCACUGAUUUUCUUUUAUCUGUGUCAUUAAAAUUCAGUAAACCAGCCUA